AUGUUUAACACUAAAAUUCCAUCAAAUAUCGAUAUCGAUAAACUUACGCUAGACUUGACGACUUUGUUACCUCCUCAGACAGGAUUUACCGAUAUUACUCUAUGCAUUAUUCAAGCCGGUAUAAAUCUUAAUCUAGAGACUAUCCAAUCACCUAUGCCCGAUCGAGAAACCAUCCUAUACUCGUUAGCACCCUAUAUCGAAGAGCAGUACUUACGCAAAUUCGACCUAGAUAUACUAAUACAAUGGUUGACAGCUGUUAUUACUCGCCUUUCUCUUUCUAAAGCGCGGGUAGUUAGCCUUCUGAAUCACUACAGAUCGGGUGAAGUACCAAUUGCUACCAACGAUGAGAUUUUCCAAAUAGCAGUCGAGAUAAUUAAAUUUGCAAAUCUGGUACAGAAGAAUAAGCCUACGGCACAGUGGGCGUGGCUUUGUAAAAGCUACAGGCAACGGCACGCCGUAGCGUUUAUUCUAUCCGAGCUUUGCGUUCGUCCUAUUUCACCCGAAACGAACCAAGCCUGGGAUAUUGCUACGGAGAUGUAUACCCAAUUGAAGGAAGAGGAUAACGAAACAGAUCCUAUCCUCCGGACCAGCUUGUCCCGUUUAAUAGAGCGCGCCACUAUAUCGAGAUUAAGAAAGUUUGGAGCCUCUCAGGACACCACGCGACUAUCACCCAUCAUUUCAUAUCCCAGUUUCUAUCGCCAAUGA
Molecule: messenger RNA, 705 nt
Organism: Penicillium macrosclerotiorum
Lineage: Eukaryota; Fungi; Ascomycota; Eurotiomycetes; Eurotiales; Aspergillaceae
Exons: 2
Coding region: 1-705 (234 amino acids)
Source: RefSeq, a predicted model, not a curated record